CAUUUAAUGCUCCUGAUCCCCCGCGUCACUACGACAGAUUUGUCACUGGCGGCAGCUGAGUUUACAUUCGGCGCACGGACCGAAAACACUCAGCUGUCAAAUACCUACACACUCCCAGCAGCCAAACACACAAUCAUUACGGGGAGCGCAGCGUAAUGGCGUCUGUGAGCGUGGUGGGGCAGCAGCCCGGUCCACACAGAUUGGACUCGGAACCGCCGAUCCUGCUCUUCAAACUGUCCGGCACCAAGAAGAAAAUCACGCUGCCGAGGAGGUCAUCCUGGGAGAAGAUGAUGCUCGCCGGGAGCGGCGCGGAGAGCGGCUCGGACGCUGCUGAGGAGGAGUUGCGAACUCAUCCUUUACGGCGUCCAGGACCAGCUGGAGGGAUGAUGCCCGCGGGAGGUUGCGGUGCCUCAGCCGGCCUCCAAGCGCCACGUAGCCCCACGCAGGAUGGACAAGUGGGCAGCUGCGGCAGCGUUGCCCGAGGGAUGGCCGGGCACAUCACCAAUGGCUACAUGAGGUGUGACCCAAACCAAAACACGAGUUGUCGCAGGGGGGCAUCGCCGAAGGAGCCCGGAGUCUGCGCCAUGCCAAGCGGCACGACUAACAGAGCGAGGAGAGCACACCGGCACCGGGACGGGUCGCACGGGAGACGGGGCUCCCGGAAUGGAGACGGUCACAGCGGACAACAGAGCGAUUCAUCCGCGGUCUCGCCUCCCGGAGAGCGCCGCGGACUGCCGCUGGAGCGGCUCACUCAGGGCAAGACUGGGGUGGUGAAGCUGGCCCGCACCGAGCCUCACCGCAGGGAGGCCUGGUCCAUCUUCCCCCGAGAGAUGGACCCCCGAGUGAGGGCAGAGAGAGGUGAAGGACACCGGUUCGAGACCAAGCCAGUGAAGCAGGACUGGUGUGACGCCUGCAGCAGACAGAUCACAGCGCAGGGACUCAAGUGUCAAAACUGCAGCUACACCUGUCACCUGGAGUGUGAGAGACAGGUCCAACUCGACUGCAACCAGAGGGACAGAGACUCAGAAGACAGCCCAGGUCCCAAAGGCCACUCUUCCUCCUCCUCCUCUUCCUCCUCUGCAGCUCCUCGGUGCAAGCAAAGUGAAACAAAGGAGGAAGAGGAGAGAGGAGGCGCUGAGGAGCUGUCAGAGGAAGAAGUCCAGGCCAAGAUAGAGUCGUACAACGCUCAGGUGUCUGAAAAUGGCAUGAAUCUGGCUGCAGAUGGCUCUUUCACCGGCUUCAUUAAGGUCCACCUGCGGCUCAGUCGGCCGGUCACGGUGGAGGGCGACCGGGGCCGCGCCCCGUCAGAAGACCAGGAUGGAGAGCAGGGGGAGCGUACGGAAAAGCGGACGUCCUUCUACUUGCCAUGCGACUGUGUGAAGCAGAUCCACAUCGGCUCUCUGACCACCACCAGCGAGGUGAUACAGGGCCUGCUGAAGAAGUUCAUGGUGCUGGACGAUCCUCGCAAGUUCGCAUUGUACAGGCAGACGCACAGAGAUGGACAGGACUUGUUCCAGAAGCUCUCUCUGUCUGAACAUCCUCUUGUCCUGAGGUUGAAAGCAGGACCAGAUCCUGAGCAGCUCACCUUUGUCCUAAAGGAAAACGAGACCGGAGAGGUUGAGUGGCACGCGUUCUCUGUCCCAGAGCUUCAAAACUUCUUGGUCAUCCUGGAGAAAGAGGAGGCGGAGCGUGUGCGAGCCGUGCAGCAAAAGUACACCAUUUACCGACAGAAGCUGCAGCAGGCCCUUCAACAGCACGGCCCUUGACCCUUGACCCCUGACCCCGUCCCCCUCAUGUCUCCGACCCCGGGGAUGUGCGGACCUUUAGGAUACCAUGUGAUCUGAGUCCAGAGAAGCGGAGCCUGAGCUGAACUUACCUUCGGACUCCUCGUCGACAAACGUUCAGACACGGACAGGAGACACGCUGAUGCAUAUACUUUCUCAGGUCGUACGCAGGCUCCCUUACGCAAUCCCACCGCACCCACAACAGGAUCCGGACAACAGAUGUUUACCCCUGCCAAGGAAGAUCUGGAACUGCAACCUUCUUCUUGAGAUCUCGUUUAUGACUGAUGUGAAUCAGCGAUGGUUUUUACACUUUUCCCUUCUCUUCUGCUACUACAACAACUACUGCUGCUGCUGCUGCUGCUACUGCAAGUGUUACUUAUGCAUGAGUCUCUCAGCUCAUCUGCCCUGCACAUAGGAUUAGGAUUAAAAGAGAAGGCAUGAUUGCUUUUAGCUGCAUCGAGCUGGAGCUGAAGGACAAUCAUAUGGUGUGUUUGUUUUUUUUUUUUUUUUUACUGCCCAUCCCAGCAUCAUGAUGCUGUCGCCACCAUGUUCUUAGUAUGUGUUUAUAUAUAUUAACCCAUACGUGAGAUGAUUCGAAGUAGGAAAGAUGCUUGCCGUUUUUCUCCUCUAAUUCACUCAGUCCCACCAUGUCCACAGAUGCCAGAUGUGGUUAGUUUUUUCUUUAUUUUUAUUUUUCAUUUUAUUUUAUUUUUUUUUACUGCCUAAAUCCACAAAUAAGAACCCUGGAGAGAUGAUGAGAGUCAGCUCUUAUGCCUUUUAGUUGCGAGCAAACUCUUGCUGUUUUGGGGGUUGUUUAUGAAUGAGAGAGGAUGUUUACGCCAACGCUUGCCGACUGACUUUUACAAAGAGGAUUUCAAUUGAAUUGGAGGUGGUGGAU
Poecilia latipinna (sailfin molly) is the source of this 2682-nucleotide messenger RNA. It is a transcript of the gene rassf5, whose product is annotated as Ras association domain family member 5. The transcript is spliced from 6 exons. Gene Ontology annotation, cellular component: nucleus. The coding region runs from base 156 to 1766 and encodes 536 amino acids. The record is from RefSeq and is a predicted model, not a curated record. Lineage: Eukaryota; Metazoa; Chordata; Actinopteri; Cyprinodontiformes; Poeciliidae. Gene Ontology annotation, biological process: signal transduction.